Mesitornis unicolor (brown roatelo) is the source of this 1106-nucleotide messenger RNA. It is a transcript of the gene CCNJL, whose product is annotated as cyclin J-like. The record is from RefSeq and is a predicted model, not a curated record. Lineage: Eukaryota; Metazoa; Chordata; Aves; Mesitornithiformes; Mesitornithidae. The transcript has 5 exons. The annotation marks the transcript as partial. Gene Ontology annotation, cellular component: cytoplasm; cyclin-dependent protein kinase holoenzyme complex; nucleus. Gene Ontology annotation, molecular function: cyclin-dependent protein serine/threonine kinase regulator activity. Gene Ontology annotation, biological process: mitotic cell cycle phase transition; regulation of cyclin-dependent protein serine/threonine kinase activity.
CCAUGCACCAUGAGCUCAAGUUGCCUGUGUAUAAGGCUCACUCCCCGCAGAUUGGGAUGCGCCGAUACCUCAUUGAGCUCCUGACUGUCCUCGGCAACCACUGCAACCUCUGCCCCACGGCCUGGCAUCUCGCUGUCUAUUUAUUGGACCUCUUUAUGGACCGCUACGAUAUCGCCGUCAAGCAGCUGCACGUCGUUGCACUCGCCUGUCUUCUCCUAGCAAGUAAGUUCGAAGAGAAAGAAGAUAAAGUUCCCAAGUUGGAGCAGUUAAAUAAUCUGGCCUACAUGUGCAAUGUGAACGUGGUAUUGGACAAGAAAGACUUGCUCAGGAUGGAAAUGCUGCUGUUGGACAACUUCAGCUGGAAUCUCUGCCUGCCAACACCGGCGCACUACGUUGACUACUACCUCUGCGUGGCCGUUGCUGAGAGCGACCUCCACAAGGGCUGGCCGGUCACCUUGCUGCCCAGAAUGAGAGCUUUUCUGGAGAAAUACGUCUAUUACUUCCUCAAUUUCUCGGUGCAAGAUCACGCUUUCCUCCGCUUCCGUCCGUCUCUGGUCGCUGCAGCGUGCGUGUGUGCCUCCCGUAUCUGUGUGCAGCUUUCUCCUGCCUGGACCACGCAGCUUGAGCUGCUGACGCGGUAUUCCUGGGAGCACCUCGCCCAAUGCAUUGAAAUGAUGCUCAGAUACUAUGAGAAUGACAUCAAAGAAGCCAGUAACCUAAAAAAGCAAGUUACAAUUCAUCAAGAGCAGGAAGCAGUGGGGAAUCUGAGCCAUCAAGCCACCACUCAAGUUCUCUUCCAGCAACCUGGUUACCACCCCUUAGCCCAGCAUACAGCCACGUUUUCCCAGUUCCAGUCGCCGGUGCAAGAUCUGUGCUGUGCUUAUCGUGAGUCCUUGCAGGCCCACAGGCUUGCGGGGAGCGCUGACCGCUCGUCCGCAGCUCUCCAGGCUAGCCUUCGGCCCUCUGCACAGCCACUGCCCAUCCAAACACCCCUCGCCCUGCAGGUGACACUGGGGACAGAGCCCAGACACUGCAUUUCCACCAUGUAUGGCAGUAGUUACUUCAGUGGUCAGCACUCGUAUGCAGCUGGGUGUUCUGAUGGGUAG